GGCGCCCCCGGCGCCGGUGCCUCGGUGUGCGUGCGAUGCUCGGGAGAGGCCGCCCCCGUGGCCCCAAGAGAAAAAGAAAUUGGAAUACAGACUUUCCAUCCUUUCCAGGAGAGAGUUCACUGAAUAUCAGAAAAGCAGGUCCCAGAACAGUGGGUACAGCUUCUUCCCUCUCUGAAGAAUGGCUUAGGUGCGGAGAAGGCUUUUUGGACACUUCUGGGACUCAGUCAUUAACGGCUGAAAGGAAAACUACUUUGGGAAAGCACCUUGGAUUAUCCCCUAGACCCCAAAAAGAAGUUGCCACAUCUAAGAGUACCAGUGUGCUUAAAGAUACUACAUGGAUUUGGAGUGAAAGUGAUCUGUCAGAAGAUAAAACGUUUCUUGAAUCACAGAGAGAUACUGGACAUGGUUCUCAAAUAGACAGAUUUUGUAGCAGGAAUAUUUUGUGUCCAGAAGAUGGGACCAAUGAAGAUCAACUGCACCUUAUUGACUGGGAAACCGACAGUGAGAAGGAAGAUGCUGGUGACUUCAGUAAUGACUCUGAAGACUUGGAGAGUGCGGUGGACAUUUCAGACUGUGUUUCUUGUGCCAGCAGUCCUUCUUUGACAAGUGGAGAGAGGCUGGCUGAACUUCCUAAAAGAUGUUCUGCAGAAAUUUUAGAAUAUUCAUCAGAUAGUGAAAAAGAAGAUGAUUCGGAAAAUGCCCCGGUCCUUGAUUCAGAAUCCUCUCACAGAUUUCAUGUGGAUUUGGGGUCAGAUGAAAGACGGGUUAAGGAGAGACUGAAAAACCCGGGGAUGAAAUCUACAGAGAGCACUUCCUAUACACUCCAGAAGCUGACAAAGUUUCCCAGGACUCCAGAAAAGUCAGCUAAGAGGAAGCUUUUAAGAGGUGGACUAGCAGAAAGAUUAAAUGGACUCCAGAAUCGAGAGAGAUCUGCCAUUUCAUUAUGGAGACAUCAGUGUGCUUCUUACCAACCUACACUUUCAGGUCGGAAACCCGGUGUAUUGGUUGUGCGGAUUCUGGAGCUGCAUGAGGAAGGCGGCAUGCACGUUGCCAUGUGCGAGCAGGUGGCCGGGCCACAGGAGCACAGCCCUGCCCACGGCGGCCCCUCCAGGGCUGGCCUGAAGGUCCUGUUCACCAGGGAGACUGCAGGCCAGCUUCGAGGUCGCCCCCAGGAUGUCGUUCACAUUUUCCCACCCUGGCAAAAGCUUAUUAUACCAAAUGAAAGCUACCCAGUUAUUCUGAAUACUUACUUCUGUAAGAAAUUUGUUGCCAAAGAAUAUUCAAAAACACAGGAAGUUCACUGUUGGGAUAUGCCCCUUCCCAGAAGAACCAUCACUUUGGCUCGGAUGUUUAGAGUUGAUUCAUCUGAAAACCAGGCCGAGUGCAGCGAUUUCAGUGCUGUGGGGACAGAGGGGACCAACAGCCCCCAGGAGCACCACACAGCAAAGGAGCAGUCCCCAACACCAGCUCCCCUGACGGAUUCCCUGCUGGAUGCAGUAGAGAACCAAGGGGCUGCGCCCUGGCAUCGCGGUGGGGUCCGUGUGGUGGUUCAGAGAGUGUAUUGUCUUCCCAGCAAGUGUCAGCAGGCAGGCGGCUCAGCACCUUCGCCCAGCUCAGACUCAUCUCUGCUACGAGUUUGCCUUCUUGUACAAGAUGCAUGCGGAAUGUUCAGUGAAGUGUACGCAGAAGGUUCCCAUUUGAAUGACCGACAGUUGGAAGGGAAGUGCUGUAAGCUGACAGGAAUGAGGGUCCUACAGAAGGCCACCAGAGAAAGGACUGCAGGGCUCUUCAGCCUGAUUGACACCUUGUGGCCUCCAGUGGUGCCCAGCCCGAGCUGCGGAAAGGCAGAAAGUCAUCUGUCUACUCCCAGCUUUUGUUACAUCCUGUCUGCUCACCCAAAUCUUGGACAAAUUGCUGUCAUUGAAGAGGACCCCCUGUCUAAACUUUUCCAACCCCCAGUUACCCGCUGCUUAAGAGAAAUCCUGCAGACUGGUGGUUUUGGCACCCGCUGCAGUUUCCAUGCCAGUGUGAUCUAUCGAAGAGUUCAGCAAAAGGAGAUUUGGCUGAUGGUGACUGAUGUCACCUUGCAAAUGCAGGAUGGGGAUGACACUCGCCUCCCUAAAACUCUGCUGGUCUGUGUCACUUCCUCGUGCGUGCUCAGUCCGGAAGUCCAAGAAGCACUUGCUGAAACUACCUCCAAGAUCUUCCUCUUCAGGGAUGCCCUGCAAGACCAGGGUCGGAUCGUCUGUGUUGAACGAACAGUUCUCCUGCUUCACAAGUCCCUUCCAGGCCAGGCCUCUGGAGCUGGCUCCUGUGAGCUGCCUAGUCCCGUGAGGCUGGACGAGCUGAAUUCUGUCACUCAGGUCAACUCCGUCUGCAGUGUUCAAGGCACCGUGGCUGGCGUGGACGAGACCACGGCCUGCUCCUGGCCGGUGUGCAACUGGUGUGGCAGCGGGAGGCUGGAGGAGAACCCCGGGAGCAGCGGGGCCUUCUCCUGCGGGAGCUGCGGCCGUCGGCUCACCUCCCCUCUGCUCAGAAGGCACCUGCAGGUCUUCCUGCACUGCCCCUCCUGCCCGCGGGCCACAGUGAAGGUCAAGCUGUUACAGAGCAGUAUCUCGUCUCUCCUGCAGUCGGCUGUCUGCGAGGAGGGGACUUAUGAAGUGAAUAGUGUCCUCGGAAAGGAGGUGGGGUUGCUGAAUUGUUUUGUGCAGUCGAGAACCACCCACCCGGCCAGCUGCAUUGGAUUGGAGGAAAUCGAGCUUCUGGGAGCCGAAAGAGCCUCUCUGGAAUGACACGGUUGUCACAGGAUCUGUGAACUUUGCCAUGUGGCCGCCAGGAUGGUGGCAGCGGUUUGAGUAGUUAUUUGUUAACCAUGGGCCGACUUAGUGUGUUUUAUGGUCUUGAAAUGGAGCUUCAGUUUUUUCUGGGGGACUCUGGUGGUAAAAUUUUGCAAACUAGAUUCUAUUUCUACAGUUUAUAUUCUGACUACAUUGCUGCAAGCCUGGCAGCCUGGCCUUGGAAGCUUAAAUAAGCUGGAGGCUUCGCUUAGGCAAGAACGUUACUACAGCAGAACUUUUUGUUCAGUUACAACUUUAAAAUGUUUGAAAUUGGGGGGAGGGGCGGGGAGAGUUCCAGGGCCACGCUGGAGUUCCCGGUUGGGCCCCCUUGGCCUUGCGGCCCUGCGCACCAGCAGGAAGGGCCCCUCCCGGCCCAGGCCCAGGCGGCAGUAGCCCCCGGCCGGAGGACAGGACGCGGUCCAGGUUUUUAAUCCACAAGUCAACAGCGUUUUUCUGGCCCCUCAUAUUGCCCAGUAUUUGUCCUCUGUCUGCGACUGUUGGAGUACAAUAAAUACCCGAACUCAG
Messenger RNA from Sorex fumeus (smoky shrew), 3362 nucleotides. RefSeq names its product scaffold protein involved in DNA repair (gene SPIDR). Gene Ontology annotation, cellular component: nucleoplasm; nuclear chromosome. The transcript is spliced from 20 exons. The coding region runs from base 36 to 2792 and encodes 918 amino acids. Gene Ontology annotation, biological process: regulation of establishment of protein localization to chromosome; double-strand break repair via homologous recombination. The record is from RefSeq and is a predicted model, not a curated record. NCBI's taxonomy places the organism in Eukaryota, Metazoa, Chordata, Mammalia, Eulipotyphla, Soricidae.